AUGCCUUCUAUUCAAAACUUGAUUAUAAUCCUGCCAUUUCUAGGAGCUGGUGUCGAAGCUGCAGUUAGCUUUCCACCUAUUCCAUCAGAUUUGUCAACCCCAGUUCAACAGCGCAUUGCUUUUGGCGGACCAAACAGUAUUACUGUUGGGUGGAACACUUAUGCCAAGCAAGCAAAACCUUGCGUUCAAUACGGCACCUCCCAGAACGCCCUAGAUAAACAAGCAUGUUCCGACAUCUCGACAACAUAUCCCACUUCUCGCACCUGGGUAAACUCCGUCACUCUCGAUGGUCUAUCACCAGCAACGACGUACUACUACAAGAUUGUAUCCAAGAACUCAACCAUCGACCACUUUCUGAGCCCUCGCACGGCCGGAGAUAAAACUCCAUUUGCCAUCAAUGCUAUCAUCGACCUUGGCGUCUACGGUCAAGAUGGCUUCACAAUCGACAUGGAUCAUUCCAAGCGUGAUAUAAUCCCGACUAUCCAACCAUCGCUGAACCAUACAACUAUUGGUAGACUUGCCACAACAGUCGAUGACUACGAGUUUGUCAUUCAUCCAGGUGACCUUGGCUACGCCGACGAUUGGUUUGAGAGGCCCAAGAAUCUCCUCCAUGGACAGGAGGCCUAUCAAGCCAUCCUGGAGAAUUUCUAUGAUCAACUUGCCCCGAUUGCGGGUCGGAAGCCUUAUAUGGUGUCCCCUGGAAACCACGAGGCUGCUUGCGAAGAAAUUCCAGUCCUCAAUCAUUUCUGCCCCGAAGGACAAAAGAACUUUACAGAUUUCAUGGUUAGAUUCGGCAACAUCAUGCCUCUUCCUUUUGCCUCAACAUCUUCAGAUGCAACCGCUAAAGUAAACGCCAACAAGGCAAAACAACUUGCAAACCCGCCAUUCUGGUUUUCUUUCGACUAUGGCAUGGCGCAUGUGGUUAUGAUCGACACUGAGACUGACUUUCCUGAUGCACCUGACCAGCCCGGUGGCUCAGCCCAUUUGAACGGUGGACCUUUCGGAAGACCAAAUCAACAGUUACAAUUCCUUGAGGCCGACCUGUCAUCCGUUGACCGAGACGUUACACCCUGGCUUAUCGUGGCAGGUCAUCGUCCGUGGUACUCCACUAACAACGAGGGAUGCAAGCCCUGCCAAGAAGCUUUUGAGGGGCUGUUCUACAAGUACGGCGUUGACUUGGGUGUUUUUGGCCACGUGCAUAAUUCCCAACGAUUCCAUCCAGUCUACAACGGCACUGUUGACCCUGCUGGGCAACAAGAUCCCAAGGCGCCAAUGUACAUUAUCUCUGGUGGAACAGGUAACAUUGAAGGGUUGAGCGCUGUUGGAACAAAGGGACCGGAGAAUGCAUUUGCUUAUGCAGAUGAUUUCAGUUAUGCAACUAUUCGUUUCCAGGAUGCUAACAACUUGCAAGUUGACUUUCUCCGCUCAGCUACCGGGGAGCUAUUGGAUCGAUCUAAGCUUUUCAAGUCUCAUAAGCAACGAUUUGUCAAACAGGCUUAG
Messenger RNA from Fusarium pseudograminearum CS3096, 1500 nucleotides. RefSeq lists its product as uncharacterized. NCBI's taxonomy places the organism in Eukaryota, Fungi, Ascomycota, Sordariomycetes, Hypocreales, Nectriaceae. The coding region runs from base 1 to 1500 and encodes 499 amino acids. Gene Ontology annotation, molecular function: acid phosphatase activity; protein binding; metal ion binding. The record is from RefSeq and is a predicted model, not a curated record. The transcript has 2 exons.